Messenger RNA from Daldinia vernicosa, 1226 nucleotides. RefSeq lists its product as uncharacterized. The transcript has 3 exons. Lineage: Eukaryota; Fungi; Ascomycota; Sordariomycetes; Xylariales; Hypoxylaceae. Gene Ontology annotation, biological process: lipid metabolic process. The record is from RefSeq and is a predicted model, not a curated record. Bases 1 to 1224 code for a protein of 407 amino acids.
AUGCUUGAGCGCUUCAUAAACACUUUAUAUCCUCUCAUCGAGGAACGUUCGCCGCUACCGGUCCUAUAUAUACCCGGGGCGUUCAUGGUACUAGUAUUCGGCUAUGCAAUAGGACCCGACCCAAUCCGGACAACUACCAUCAGCUUAUUGCUGGUCCUCUUCGCUCUCCGGAGGCCAUGCUACACCGUUGGUAACACGGCGCAGGACUACGGUCUUUCCGGCUGGUUCAUCGUUUUCGUACUAUUAUUCCUAGACUUCAGUGCUACGAACCCACGCUGGGUAGGUCGAAGAGAUGAAUCCUCGUCGAGAAAAGAUAACGAGAGUAUUACACGACGUGACCCCGAGACGUGGCCCCAACGCCUCGCGUGGGCGCUCCGCCUAGCUACGACCCUACGUGGCAUUGGAUGGGACUGGGAAGUCAAAAGCGUCCCGAGGCAUUUAGAGGCAGAUUUUUCACGCUUAAAAUUCGUGGGGAAGAGGAUGCUGGAUCUCGCCUUGCAUACUUUGGUAAAGUUAAUAUCCCUCUACAUCAUCGGGUUCUGCGGGGCGAUCCAGCAGGACGCACCAUCAUCAUCACCGUGGAUGGGUUGGCUUCUCAGAGUAGUUGAAAACUGGUGUGGCGCAAUAUGGUCCUGGAAUACGGUCGGUGUUGGGUACGUGGCCAUAUCAGCAAUUGCCGUCCUCCUGGGUAUGUCUGAGCCCUGGGAGUGGCCGCCAAUAUUGAAUUCAGUGGCGACGGCUACGAGUGUGAGGAGGACGUGGAGUGUCGCGUAUCAUCAAAUCUUGCGUAGGACCGUACAGCAACCCGGUAUCAGACUCGCACGACUCCUUGGUUUUAAGAAAGGCUCUAUCCCUUCUCGCUAUAUUCAACUUUACUUAGCAUUCUACAUUAGCUUUUGUAUUCACUGGUGGCAGCAGUAUGUGAUUACACGUGGGGAUAAGGGUGAGUUUGCCUUCUUCAUGAUGCAACCCUUAGUUAUUACUCUUGAGGAUUCCGUUCAAUGGGUUUGGAGAAAUGCUAUAAACCCUAAACGAAAGCAGGAUCUUCUCUGGUUUGAGAUUGCUGUCGGCUAUGCGUGGACGUUUACGGCUUUCGCUUUCACCCUAACGCCUUUCGUAAAGGGGAUGGUAGCAACGGGAAUUAUUGGCGGCAGCCCGGAGGAUGCUAUAGCGAUGUUACUUGGGCAGCGACACGGUGCCAAAUAUUUACAAUAUUGGCAUUAGGU